Malaya genurostris is the source of this 7667-nucleotide messenger RNA. RefSeq names its product RNA-binding protein Musashi homolog Rbp6 (gene msi). Lineage: Eukaryota; Metazoa; Arthropoda; Insecta; Diptera; Culicidae. Bases 973 to 2577 code for a protein of 534 amino acids. Gene Ontology annotation, cellular component: cytoplasm. The transcript has 8 exons. The record is from RefSeq and is a predicted model, not a curated record. Gene Ontology annotation, molecular function: RNA binding.
CCGUCUCGCUAGAUCAGAACGUCGCGUCCACUCGAGAAGAUCGAAUGUGUUUUUUCCGUUGUUCGUUGUCGCCGUCGUCGUCCGCCGUCACCGUUUCUUCUACAUUUCAUUCUUGUAUUGUGUGCAUAUCUCCUAUACACAAGAGCCUGUUUUUCCCUUUUAUACUUUGUUGUGCAGUUUGUUAGAAUAUACACACGCGGCGUCAAGGAUCGAAUACAAAAGAACAUUAGGAAGUGGAUUCGUGGAGCGUGGAGACCAUUGGGAAAAGUGCGAAGGAGUUUUCAAGAUCCCCUGUUUCCGUAUCCUGUGCGAAUUGGACUUGUGUGAAAAAAUUAAAUAAAAAAAAACUCAGUGUUAUUACGCUCAUUUGUGAAGCAUUAGAUUCUCUAAAAAGAGUUGUUUUUUUUGUAUUACUCGGUUGCCGCACAGUUCAACAGAAUAAACGCCAAAAGUCGUAAGCAAGCUCAAGAGCUAACCCGAGGAUCAACGUUUCGGAUUAAUUGUCUCGCUGGAAUUGCCAGGUCAGAUUACAUUAAGAUUUGUUCCUUAUAUUACUGCCCAACCGAACCACUUGUGCUCUGUACACAUUCUGGACACAGCACGCAUACAUGGGAGAGAUCAUUUGCUGGAAAAAUGUUACCCGUGGUUGGCGUUGGAUAUCGACAUGUGUGUGAGUGUAGGAUUUUGCAAAACCUGAGGGCCUAGUAUGGGACCGGCUUCGAUCGAAUUGGAGAGAAAACAACAAUAAUACCGAUACAGCAGAACCUAACUAGCGAGUAAACAUAUACUACCAAGAGAUCGUUUAGUGUUUUAUGUAGUGUUUGCGAACUGCGAGUAGUGUGAAUACCAACCAUACAGUAGUGGAAAAACCUGGCAACCAGUACAUAGAUAUUUCACCAAUCAAAAACAAAUAAAUAAAAUCAUCAAAAAUCCUUAGAACAAAAUAACUCCACAGUAGCUAAACAAGAAAAAAUGCUGUUUGAAAGUCCUGUCGCUGCCGCAAAAAUGUUUCCAUACAGUGUGCCUCCGCCGAUACAGGGUUCAGCUGCAGUUCCGGUGCAAAAUUUAAGAUUGCAUGGAACGACAUUUAGUACUGGAACCUUGGACGCGAGCGGUUUACUUGAGCAUGACCUACACAACGCACUGGUACCGAUCAAGACCACCAAUCUUCUCACAGCACAGGCAGCCGAUUUCGUUGCUCAUCAAACCAGGCAAGUAGAAGAAAAAAAAAUUCACCGAAAAACCCUCAAAUUCCUAAUGUCUUUUGGUCUCACAUUUCGCCAACACCAAAACAGAGAUCAACAGCAGCAACAGCAACAACAGCAAUUGGAAAAUUCGAAAGUUCUGCCUAAUCAAAUCACCCUCGUCAGUAAUGCUGCCACGAAUACCUGCACCAACAUGACCAAGGCUAACUCCACCAACGGCAGCUCGUCGGGACGUUCAACACCGAAUAGCAGUAGCGAUCCGGCACCGGGUAAAUUGUUUGUCGGAGGUCUCAGUUGGCAAACUUCGUCCGAAAAGCUUAGCGAGUACUUCGGCAUGUUCGGCAAGGUUACCGAUGUACUGAUCAUGAAGGAUCCCAUCACACAGCGAAGCAGAGGAUUCGGAUUCAUCACGUUUCAGGAGCCAAACAGCGUAGAUAAGGUUCUCCAAGUGCCAAUCCAUACGUUGGAUGGAAAAAAGAUCGAUCCGAAACAUGCCACACCGAAGAACCGACCGAAAACGCAAUCGAACAAAACCAAGAAAAUUUUUGUGGGAGGAGUUUCGCAGGAUACAUCCGCGGAUGAGGUGAAACAAUAUUUCAGUCAGUUCGGCAAGGUCGAGGAAACCGUAAUGCUCAUGGAUCAGCAGACCAAACGCCACCGUGGCUUCGGAUUUGUCACUUUCGAAAGUGAGGAUGUGGUUGAUCGAGUGUGCGAGAUUCACUUUCAUACGAUUAAGAACAAGAAGGUCGAAUGUAAGAAAGCACAGCCCAAAGAAGCUGUGACACCAACUGCCCAGCAGCUGCUGCAGAAACGGAUCAUACUGGGUAAUUUGGGACUUCCGAUGGCAAGCCCGGCAGCAGCUCGUUUGGUUGGUGCCGCGCAAGCAACGGGUCCCUUGGUAAGUCAGCUAGCUAAUCCCCUGAUGGUACAGGCACAAGCACAGGCCGCUCAGGCAGCCGCGGCGGCUGCCGCCAUGCAAGUUCAGAAUGGAUUCGGAAAGGUCUUUACUACAUAUCCACCUACGCUACACAGCUUCAGGUAUGCGCCAUAUCCAAUUCCUUCGGCUGCCCAGCAUGCAGCAGCCGCUGCCUCGGCAGCAAGCCAGCUAUCGAAUGCACAAGCCGCCAGCCAAGCACAUCAGCAUGCUCCAUCGUUGGCCGGAGCAGCUGGCCAGCAGGCACCUCAACAGGCUGCAGCUACGCCCCAGCAAGCGCAAGCCCCCACGCAUCAGCUGGUUCCGGCGGGUCUGACUGCGAGUGGCAACCCGUACCAGGGCUACAGCUUAGCUAACGUUGACAUGUCUAGCUUCCAGAACGUGGACUGGGGUUCGAUGUACGGCAUGGGAAUAUUGUUUUCCGAAGCACACUGUUGAGCGCCCCAAUCUCCCCAGCAUUUCUCGCUUAACGGGGACGAUUCUUAAGGUACGAUUGCAAGCGUAUUGCGUUGUCGCCUGGAUCUGUCCAGUCAGUGGAAAUAGCCUCCCGGUUGUGUGAUAAUGCACGAAAUUGCGUUAGUGUGAUAAACUGCCCUCAAAUAAGCGCCCGAACGUGAAAAUCGCGGCUGGUGGGACUUCGUAAAAGACUGCUUUAUUUUUUUUUUCUUGUUCGUCGAAAAUAGUUUGAUGCAUUCAUCGGAAUGUUUUUUUUAAACGUAGUAUUUUAGUAAUGUGUUGCGAUUUUUUGCUCGCAUCGUUUGAGGGCAGUAACCGAUGGUAUUCGAUAUAGGUUUUACUUAGAUUAUUAGUUAUUAGUUAUUAUUUUUUAAAUCAUUUUGCUUCCACGCGGAUCUUAAUUUGAACGUAGAUUUGCCAGAAAUUAAAGCGGAAACUUAAGCGUCGGAAAGACGAGAGUGUGAUUUUGAAAGUUGUUUUGUGAUUGCCAUCCAAAAACCUUGAUUAUAUUCUACAACUAUAAAAUUGUUCCUAAGGAUGCUUAAUGUAAGGUUACAUUUUUGUUUAAGCUAUUACUUUCAUUUGCGUGUGACAUUUAGGUAAAUGUGUCUCGUUUUACUGUAUUCGGAAGAACAGCUCCGAAAGCGCUUCCUUAAUGAUUAUGGCAUACACAACACUACAUCUGUUUUAUUUUACGUAACCAGAAAAUUAGGGAAUACUACAACUGAUAGAAUAAUUAGACGCUCGUAAACAUCCAUUUUUGUUCUCAUUUUGUGUGCACGUUUUGGUUUCCGUUUAUCUACUAGUAAAUUAGUAACUUGAUAGCUGCCAUAUUUCCCGUUCGUUUAUGUUAUUUUCCGAUGCUAGUCCGGUACGUCCGCGGUCGGUUGCUUUUAGUUAGCAUUCCACCGUGCGCGGACCGGCCGGCCCAUCCAUUAGGAGUAAACUCGUUCAGUAGGUAGGUCUUGGUUGGUGUACACAUUCCCGAAGGGAAGUGCAGUACCAUUUGUUUCCCUGUCUGUCUUAGUAUCGAUUGCUUUUACGUUUAGUUCGUAUUUAUUCCGCACUCCGCCACGUUCGGUUGCCGGUUGCCAAACGGACACAGGCAACCAGUCGCGGUGGCAGUGGUGAUACGGUAAUCAGUCCCAGAUCACAACUGUGCUAGUUGUUUGGAAUCCAAAUUUUUGGUUCUUGCUUUCCGAUUGGAAUAUAAGUUUGUGCGGGAUUGCAUUAUCAAGAAAAGAGGAAAUACAAAAAAAAAAUAAUAAUAAACGAUUUGAAAAAGACACGACUAAAAAAAAUAGUACUUUUUCGAUUGUAGGUUUGAGUAGCGCAUUUCUUUCCUUUGAAUCUGUUCAAUAAACAAUCAAACUAGUAACAGUAGUUUUUCGUCUCCCAAUUCCAACCAGUAUCGACUAGGAAGCAUGAUUUCUACUUUUCACUGAUAACUUUUAACUUUUGACGUUUAAACAAUUUGUUGGAGUACAUUUUUAAAAGUUAUGAACAAUUAUAGUAGUUAGUGGAUUUUAACUUGAAGUAAUGAUUGACUAAUGCCCCACUCCCUCUGUAUUAUGACAAUAUCCACCGUUUUACUUUGUGUUUUAACUAUAGCAAACGUUCACAAUUUAACAUAAUGUUGUUAGUAGGAAGCCAACGUGUGAAGCUAAAUUGAACAUAUCCCAUAAACUAAGCAUAUAAAGAACCUAAUCUAACGAAAAGAAAGAAAAAAACAAAUAAUUGAAAAGAGUUAUAUAUUCAGAAUUAUUGAGAUGAAAAAAGAAACCAACGUUCUUCCAUAGGCAAGUAAAGUUCUUAAGUGAUGCCAAGAAUCAAAUUAAAUCAAAUCUUAAAUAAAAGUGUUUGUAGAAAGCAUACUGAGGAAUUCGAUGAAAUAUUUUUUUUUCGAUAUGCAAAUUUCAAUGAGACGUAAAGUGCGUACGCGUUCUGUACGCGAUGUGAUUUAAAAGUACACUUUAGCCAGUAAAUACCAGGACACAAAACACGAGGUAACUGCUAGUCGCAUGCCAAAGUCGAUAAACAAUUGAAUUACAAUAAACUCGGAACUAUUGAGACGCAAAACGCGUACAAACUUAUAUUCUGUUUACAUAUGAAACCGCAAAAUUGCAGUAUCUACAAAAAAAGAAGUGAGUGAGAACUUUGGUGAGUUUUUUUUAAAUCCACAUGCCAAAAAAACAUGCAAUAUUUUUCAACUUUUCUAGUCUUUAAAUGAUACGAUAAACAAUUUCAAACGUGUGGUUGUGUUGUUAUGGUGAAUUGAUUCCAGCUUCCCCACAGAUGUGUGAUACGGGGAACUGUUUGUUACUGGUCGUUGAUGUAGAAUCGCAAUUACUCAAAUACACACACACACACGGGCUCAAGAAUAAACAAAAGCAGUUGCGUGGACCAAAUCAAAUAAAAAAACGCAUAAGCAAACGAUACGAGACAGAACAAUCCCAAGUAGCUGAUUACUCAAGUCUUUUGGAAAAAAAAGAAACAGAAUUUAAAGCAAACACGGUAUGACUACCGAAUACAACAAAAUAAAACCAUACAAAAACAAAACAAGAGCUUUUGUGGCAAGGGCAAAUGUAGUGCAGCCGAUCAUCACAUUGUUUAUUAAGGACAAAUUAAAAUAUAAAGAGAAACUAAGGAAAUUAUCCCAUCGAAUUUUGAAUUUUGCAGUUUUGAUCGAUUUUAAAAAGUAGUAAAUACAAAAUAUCUGCUGAUUAAUAACACGUGUAAGUAUAAAACAUAAAGGAUUAAAGUUAUAUGUCAACUGGAAUCAAGCUUAAAAUUAAUCAAAUCUGUUAGUUCUGUGGGUGCAAUCUCAUAGUGAAGCAGCACUUGAAUGCAAACUAAUCGAAUAAAAGUGGCAAUUUCAAAUAAAUUUGCAACAUCUACAGAAUUGUGAGCUAUAAACAAGUACACAAAAUAAAAAAAAAACAUAAAAAAUUACAUUUUAUCGAUCGAUCAAUAAUUGAGAAUGGCGAAUUGUUUCCGCUGCUCUAACCAAUACAGAAAAUGGCUAAAGCCAAGCCAUACGGUGUACAGGAAAAAAAAUGAAACGCCGGAAUAACAAUAAAUAAUUGGCAGUUUUUCUAUUCACUUCGUUUUAAACUCCUAUGAAGAAAAAAGAAAAAAAACAUCACACGAUAUUUCACAUUGCAAAGCACUCUAAUCUACGAACACAGAACACAACUACGAUAGGCCCAUCUUUACCCGCUCUGAACAAAAGAUGAUGAAAAUAUGACGCUUUAUCAUACUAUAUUGAAAGAACAAAAAAAAACUAUAUUUUAGCUGGGAAUCAAAAUCCCAAAGUAUCUUGAAUUGAUAAUAAACACGGAAACUUUUACACAAGCAAUCAUUUGUGACGAAUGGUCGAAAAGCUUUUACACUGAACAAAAUAUUCUAACGAAAUUGCGUAGACGAAAUUGUUACAUUUGCGAAGCAAUACCUAAAGUACUUUCACUUUUACGUUCAAAUAAAAUCAAUCCACGAGACUACAAAAAUCGAUGUUUCCUCCCGAAAUGAUGAACGGUGUGUGGCUACCCGUCUUGCAGCUUUUGGGGUGCAACAAUUUGCUCACUUUUGUUACGUUUAAGGAAUUAUUUUGUUAUACGAACCAACCUUUGCCAUCCGAGGAACGGUGUGUUAUUAAAUCUUUGCUCUUUGUCAUGGAUUUGAUUCGGAAUCAGACGCAACAAUCCAUUUGGAAUCGCCCCAAAUUCCGAAUCAAACUUCAGACGAUUUAACUGAGCUGCCGCUGUCCAAUUAGUUGAAUUCCUUACGAGUACAGAAAUUUAGAGCAACUCUGCUCGUAGCAUUGCUGAAAUGAUCCCAAUGUUUCUGGCACUCAAGACUCAAUAAACAACAGCAGAUUUUUUCUUCCAAUAGUUUCACAACAUCGAUAACUUCUUGUUUAUUGCCUAUGAAGCUAACAACGGAAUAAGUUGCAUUUUUAUAUCAAUUUCCAACAUCGUGCGAAAAUAGAACACGUAAGAAUAGCGAAUAAUAGAAUGGUACUGAUGAACCAUAAUCUAUUCAUAUUUUCCCUGUUCUGUAACUUAUUGAGCGACCACCUGUUUUCUCUUAAUAAUGUGAGUAUUGUUUAUCCACUUAAAUUUUCCUAAGACAAAUCAGUUUCACUGCGUCAUGAUGAUUCUAAAAAAAUAAAGAUAAUUUCGAUCUUGAAUGAUACAAAAUUAGGCAAACCGUUUAAAACAAAGAAAGAAAAAAAAACUCAUCGACAAUACUUGGUUUUUAGAAUCAAAUGAUAUUAAAAGAAUAGUUGAAAAUGAGAAUUCCUAGGAUAUUGAUUGUUCCGACACGGAGCAAAUCGACCCAGAUUUUUCCAAUCCCUGAAGGCAUAUUUACCAGUGGCAUGGGUAUGAACUUGCAUAUACUCAUACACAUACACCUGAAACUAUACCACAUACACUGUGUAAAAAGAACCCAAAUGAAUUUCGAAUACUCGAGGUGUAAUAAAACACUCCCUAAGCGGUGUAAUAAAAACUGAUAAGCAAUAAACUUAGUUUUUAUAUCAAAAGACAAAACAAUGUGACGAACACAAACAAUAUGCAUAAUGACCACUACAAAUGACAAACAAACAAAAAUAACCUUAUUAUUAUACACUUAAAUAUACAUUUAAUAUUUAAAGUACGGCAUAGAGCGUGUUAUUGUCAUUAUUAUGAACGAACAAAUAAAUGCAAAAAGUGCUAAUGAAAAUAUAAGGAAACAAACUGGCAAAAGAAAAAAAGAAUGCUACUUAGUCUGUUAAAAAACUUAAAAGUCAGAAAGAAAAUAAAAUACAAGCAAAAGUGUUGUGAGCGUCUAGUUUCGCCAAUCCGAUUGAUCUUACGCUAGGCUAAGCUUGUUGUUGGGGGCUGUACGAUUUGGUGUCUAGGACACACGGUUGGCGCGCGGUUUAGUCUUGCACUUGUGUACGAACAGAGGCACAUCCUGCUAGCCAGCUCGCGAUGUAAUAUGUUUACGAUGUGGCACAGUACAGUCAGUAGUGCAAGCUUCCCGGUUAGUCAUUAUUGCCAACUUUUGCAGCAGCAAAAAAAAAAACAAAA